AACAGACGUCGAGGAAAGAUUCACGACGACAUCAAAAAGAAAUUAUUUCCAACCGAGCCUUCCCCCAGAUUUUAAGAUUUUCUUUAAUCCCGAUCAUGUAAAAAAAGGAGGAAAAGUGCAGUGACGACAGUGAUUGUUUUAAGUGAUGUUUUAAUAUUUGUGAAAAUUAUAAAUGGUGGAGAAACGUAGGAUUCUGAGUCAAUUUGUUGAUUUAAUCUUGAAGAUUUAGAUGUGAUGAUAUUUGAAAUAAUUUGGGUUUAAGAAAAGGAGAGAAAUUGAAAUAAGAAUUAUUUUUUUUGAUUCUUAAACAAAAAUAAUUACAAGACAAAAUAUGGCUUGGGGAUAUUGGAGCGCAACAACCGUUUCCGAUCGUGGUCGUAGUCCCAGACGGAAUCAAAACGGCGGAUCAACCGUUCAGCAACAACAACAACAAUCAAUCCCUGUUACCAUCGAAGACAGACAACCCUCAGUUAGUACUAGUUUCUCAACUUCAACCGUAACCUCAAACAAUAACGCGCAACAACAGCAACAAUCAGAAAUCACGGAAUUUGAUGUGGUUCCGGGGACGUUUUCGCGAAGACCCUCGUUGGAUUUAAGCAUAGGGAUGGUUCCGCAAGGAUCUUUAGCCGGGAUUGUGUGUGCGGCUCACGGAUCUCGACAUCAAGGUGGGACUUUAUCCGCCGGAAAUACUUUAACGCGCAUGGGGAGUCGACACACAGCUGUUAGCGUCGAAUACGCGGUCCCGCAUCAUUUACAUCAUCAUCAUUCCACUUAUUUUGAUUAUCAUAUCCAACAGCAGUUAUCGUUUUCUGAUGAUGAUUCUAGUUCGGAACCUGGAUACGCUACAGUUUUUCCAAAUGUACCAUCGCAACCGGGAAUGCCAUGCCAAGGAGAAGACAGGAGUAUCUAUAGGAGAGGAGCUAGAAGGUGGAGGAAAUUGUAUAGGGUUAACGGGCAUAUUUUCCAAGCGAAAAGAUUCAACCGGAAAGCUUUUUGUGCUUAUUGCCACGAUCGCAUUUGGGGGUUAGGCCGGCAAGGAUUUAAGUGCAUUCAAUGUAAACUUCUCGUCCACAAGAAGUGCCAUAAGCUCGUUCACAUCGCGUGCACGAACGAGCACGUUGAGCAAAUCGUGCAGGAGGAGCAAAACGGUGAGAGUCAAGUUGCCAAUCGGUUCCCAAGCGGCCGAUUUGACCGAAACUCCAUUAGGAAUUGCCAAGAACCACCCCCCGACGUCACAGGUGAAUCAGUUCCUGUUGAAGACCCCGAAAAGCCCCAAACGACUGAUAACACAUUAGAACCCGGCUCAGAGCGUCAAUAUUCCCUAAACGAUUUUGAAUUAAUUCGCGUAAUCGGACGAGGUUCUUACGCGAAAGUUUUGAUGGUCGAGUUGAAAAAAACGAAACGGAUUUAUGCGAUGAAAGUGAUUAAAAAGGCUUUGGUUACGGAUGAUGAGGACAUCGAUUGGGUGCAAACUGAAAAGCACGUUUUUGAGACAGCCUCAAACCACCCGUUCCUCGUCGGGUUACACUCCUGCUUCCAAACUCCAUCGCGGCUCUUCUUCGUCAUCGAAUUCGUCCGCGGUGGCGAUUUAAUGUUUCACAUGCAGCGACAAAGGCGGUUACCCGAAGAGCACGCGAGGUUCUACGCCGCUGAAAUCUCUUUGGCUCUACAUUUUUUGCACAGCAAAGGAAUAAUUUACCGCGAUUUAAAGUUGGAUAAUGUUUUGUUAGAUCAUGAGGGUCAUAUUAAGCUUACCGAUUACGGGAUGUGCAAAGAAGGCAUCCGGCACGGUGAUACCACCUCGACGUUUUGUGGCACCCCUAAUUAUAUCGCGCCGGAGAUUUUGAGAGGCGAAGAUUACGGGUUUUCGGUUGAUUGGUGGGCGUUGGGGGUUUUGCUGUAUGAGAUGUUGGCGGGGAGAUCUCCGUUUGAUAUCGCCGGGGCUUCUGAGAAUCCGGAUCAAAACACCGAGGAUUACUUGUUCCAGGUUAUUUUGGAGAAAACGAUUCGUAUCCCGAGAUCUUUAAGUGUUAAAGCGGCGAAUGUUUUAAAAAGCUUUUUGAACAAGAAUCCGGCGGAUCGAUUGGGUUGUCACGGAACCGAUUCGUUCUCUGAGAUCACAGGGCAUCAAUUUUUCAAAAGUAUCGAUUGGGAUAUGCUCGAACAAAAGCAGGUUCCUCCGCCGUACAAGCCCCGCUUGGAUUCUGAUAGGGAUUUGGCCAAUUUCCCCCCGGAAUUUACAGACGAACCCGUUCAUUUAACUCCUGAUGAUCCGAGGGUGAUUGAGAAGAUUGAUCAAUCUGAAUUUGAAGGGUUUGAGUACGUGAAUCCGUUGUUGAUGUCGCUGGAGGAUUGUGUGUGACACAAAGUAACCUGCGAAUUCCACCCGGAUAACAUUCCCCCGGCGCCUCCGCUGCCGCGGUAUCCACCACCAUGUUUCCCCCCACCUCCACCCCCCGUAUUUAUGGUUCCACACCAUCACUUAACGGAAUUGGAGGAUGAUUACGACCUCAUGGAGGUGGAUAUUCGACCUCCCCCGCCCAACAAAUCAAUUUUGCAGAACAUUUUUUGCCUCCCCCUCAAUUAACCACCUUAUUAUUCUUAAAAAUUUUCGGAAUUGAGUUUUUGUUUCAAUUAUUUCAAUUUAGGGCAGCUAGGCUUAAAAAAGUACCUACUUAAAUGCUAAGUAUUAAAAGAAAAACUUGUUGACUGUUAACCUUGAUUUUCUUCCUGAUUAAAACAAUGUAUUAAAAGAAAUUCGUAUUAAUAAUUAUAUUAACGAUUAAAAAGAAAUUAGUAAUAAUAAGCAAAUACAUACUGUAUAUUCUAAAAAAAAUUUUAAGGGAGUUUUUGAGAAAAAUUAGAUUUUUUGCACUUGUAGUAACGAUGUUGCUGUAUUUGAGAGCAAAUCCAAUCCCGCGAUAAAAAGCAACGAGGCGCAAAGUGGGUUUUAACGCAAAAUAACAAUCUUAAAAAAAGUUUAAAAAAUUAUAUUAUUAAUCGUAACUUCCAGAAAGAGAGAAAAUGUGAAAAAAAGAUUAUCAUGUGAUAUAUCUCCACUAAUAAUCGAUUAAAAGAUGUUUUAAUUCCGUAUUUAUUAGUUAAUUUACAUUUAUACAAAGUUAAAUAAAAAGUGGGCGACUGAAAAGUGAUUUUGUAUGAUGAUUAAAACUAAAAAAAUAACGAUAAAGGGGAAAGAAACUAUAUAAACCGUAGGAUUAAGAAUUUUCGGACGGUGGGCGUAACUUAAUAAUUAUAAAAAUAAUUUUCGUUUUUGAUAAUAAGCGAAUACUUUGUUAAAAAAAAAAACAUAUAUACAUAGUAUUAUAAUUAAGAAAGUAACGUUAUUUAGUAUUAAAAAUUAAUGAAUCGAAAUCAAUUGGUAUUGUUAACGUUUACUGGCGAAACGGCACAUUCCAUUCUAUUUAGAUAUUUUUUUUAAACAAUUUAAUUUAAACGA
This is a messenger RNA of Onthophagus taurus, 3460 nucleotides long. RefSeq names its product protein kinase C iota type (gene aPKC). Lineage: Eukaryota; Metazoa; Arthropoda; Insecta; Coleoptera; Scarabaeidae. The record is from RefSeq and is a predicted model, not a curated record. Gene Ontology annotation, biological process: protein phosphorylation; establishment or maintenance of cell polarity. Gene Ontology annotation, molecular function: protein serine/threonine kinase activity; protein binding; ATP binding.